AAAUCAUGCAUCGGCACUCAGUUUCACAUUGACCUGAUGUGAGAUGUGUGUGUGUUUCAGAUCCUGUCCAUCGGUGUGCUGGACAUCUUCGGCUUUGAGGACUACGAGAACAACAGCUUCGAGCAGUUCUGCAUCAACUUCGCCAACGAGACGCUGCAGCAUUACUUCAACCAGCACGUCUUCAAGCUGGAGCAGGAGGAGUAUCGCUCGGAGGGCAUCAGCUGGCACAUGAUCGACUACAUCGACAACACGGCCUGCAUCAACCUCAUCAGCAAGAAACCCACCGCGCUGCUCCACCUGCUGGACGAGGAGUGCAAUUUUCCGCAGGCGUCUAAUCAGACUCUGCUGGAUAAGUUUAAGCGGCAGCACGAGGGAAACGGCUACAUCGAGUUUCCUGCCGUCAUGGAGCCGGCGUUCAUCAUCCGACACUACGCCGGCAAAGUCAAAUACAGCGUCAAGGUGAGAAACUCGCAGACCCCAGCUCUGCUGCUUCAGUGCUUAAGUGUGUGUGAUUGAGUGAGCAUUUGCAUAUGUUACACA
Messenger RNA from Sinocyclocheilus rhinocerous, 540 nucleotides. RefSeq names its product unconventional myosin-IXa-like. Gene Ontology annotation, cellular component: actin filament; axonal growth cone; myosin complex. The record is from RefSeq and is a predicted model, not a curated record. Gene Ontology annotation, molecular function: ATP binding; GTPase activator activity; actin filament binding. Gene Ontology annotation, biological process: intracellular signal transduction; establishment of epithelial cell apical/basal polarity. The coding region runs from base 229 to 516 and encodes 95 amino acids. Lineage: Eukaryota; Metazoa; Chordata; Actinopteri; Cypriniformes; Cyprinidae. The transcript has 3 exons.